GGCCGGGGGCGGGGAGGAGCCGAGGGGGUUCGGAGCGAGCUCGGCCGCCGGGUGGCUCCGGGCGUUCGGCGCUCCCUUCCUCGAGGCGGCGGUGGCCGGGGUGGGCGCCGGGAGUGGGAAGCGACGGCGCGGCUUGAAAAUGCCGGUGCAUUCCCGGGGGGAUAAGAAGGAGACGAACCAUCACGAUGAGAUGGAGGUGGACUACGCCGAGAACGAAGGGAGUAGCUCCGAGGACGAGGACACCGAGAGCUCGUCAGUCUCGGAGGAUGGCGACAGCUCAGAAAUGGACGAUGAAGACUGUGAAAGAAGAAGAAUGGAAUGUUUAGAUGAAAUGUCCAAUCUUGAAAAACAAUUUACCGAUCUCAAAGAUCAACUUUAUAAAGAGCGAUUAAGUCAGGUGGAUGCAAAACUACAAGAAGUCAUAGCUGGGAAAGCACCAGAGUAUUUGGAACCACUGGCAACUCUACAAGAAAAUAUGCAAAUUCGUACAAAGGUGGCAGGAAUCUAUAGAGAGCUCUGCUUAGAAUCAGUAAAGAACAAAUAUGAAUGUGAAAUUCAAGCUUCUCGCCAGCAUUGUGAGAGUGAGAAGCUUUUGUUAUAUGAUACAGUGCAGAGUGAGCUGGAGGAGAAGAUCCGAAGGCUGGAAGAGGACAGGCACAGCAUCGACAUUACCUCAGAGCUGUGGAAUGAUGAGCUGCAGUCAAGAAAGAAGAGGAAGGACCCGUUUAGUCCCGACAAGAAGAAGCCCGUUGUUGUCUCGGGCCCAUAUAUAGUGUAUAUGCUACAAGAUCUUGACAUUCUGGAAGACUGGACAACAAUCAGGAAGGCAAUGGCUACGCUGGGUCCACACAGAGUGAAAACAGAACCCCCUGUGAAGCUGGAGAAGCAUCUGCACAGUGCCAGAUCUGAAGAAGGAAGACUGUAUUAUGAUGGCGAAUGGUAUAUACGCGGACAGACCAUAUGUAUUGAUAAAAAAGAUGAAUGUCCUACCAGUGCCAUAAUUACAACAAUUAACCAUGAUGAAGUUUGGUUUAAGAGGCCUGACGGAAGCAAAUCUAAGCUUUACAUUUCACAGCUACAGAAAGGAAAAUAUUCAAUUAAGCAUUCGUAAUCAUGAUUUAAGUGUUAUCUAAACCUACCUUAUUAGUGUUACAAAGUGUGAUGUGCCAUGGGAGUAAAAAUCUCUGUUCAAUAACUUCACAUUCUCAUUAUACCGAGGCAGAAUUUGUAUUUGUAGGCAGUACUUUAAGUAGACCUCAUAUCGACGUUAUUAGAAGAAACAGUAAUAAAAGGUUAAUCAUGAUCAUUGCAUUUGUUUGCUCUUAGGUCCCAUGAACAGUAUAGGUAGGGAUUUCUUUCUAAAUUCUUUUUUUAAAGGUUAUACAAAUAUGUCUUAUCUUUAGUGCACUAUGAUUAUAAGUGUUCAAAUUUUUUCCAUAUCUUUGUCGUUCUUUGUAAAUAGGUGAUAAAAUGAUUCCUAUAAAUGUUUUGUAUUAGUAGAUUAGUGUUGAAUCACAAUUGAGAUUGAAACAUAUAUAUGUGAGUCUGUACAUAUGGGAUCAUCAGCUUAUUUAGAACUGAUGGCCUUACGUUACAAUCUUGUUUUACCCAAAAUGGAACUCGUGGGUUUGAGAGCUGAAAGGAGCACUUUUGUAGCAUAGAGGCUUUCCUUUUCCUCUCCCUUGAGUGUGUGGUCGUUACCUGCUUUUUACAAGUUGUACUUCAUUAGUAAAGUCAGUG
Ochotona curzoniae (black-lipped pika) is the source of this 1740-nucleotide messenger RNA. It is a transcript of the gene BRMS1L, whose product is annotated as BRMS1 like transcriptional repressor. Gene Ontology annotation, biological process: negative regulation of transcription by RNA polymerase II. Gene Ontology annotation, molecular function: histone deacetylase binding. Lineage: Eukaryota; Metazoa; Chordata; Mammalia; Lagomorpha; Ochotonidae. The record is from RefSeq and is a predicted model, not a curated record. Bases 140 to 1111 code for a protein of 323 amino acids. The transcript has 10 exons. Gene Ontology annotation, cellular component: Sin3-type complex.